AUGUUUUCCCUUGCAAACGUAAUUUACGAACGGGGCAAAAGUAGCCGGCUUUAUUAUGCAAAACACGAUUACGAUCCUUUACUGGACGAAUUGCAUCCACUAAGAGAUUGGAUCUAUGCUGAUUUGAAACGCGGAUAUGAACGCUAUUGUUCAGAUUUGGACAAGCCACAUAGAGAUUCCUCGGGUAUGCGACGAUCCUUUCCAAAGAUGUACCGUACUGAUCCCGCUUCAUUAUCUAUCCAGCAACUCCACAAGCUGUUUAACGAAAUUCUUGAGGGAGGCGCAGUAGUGCCGCUCAGUCAUCCAUUCAGGAAAUAUCUGCUCAAUGCUGUUGAUGUAUUGUUUGGAGGUGAAAUGCCUUCGUGUAUUGCCCGUCUUCGCGACCAAGACGAUUUAAUUAGCGAUCUAAUUCGCAAGCAAGAUGUUUCAUAA
Necator americanus (New World hookworm) is the source of this 432-nucleotide messenger RNA. RefSeq lists its product as uncharacterized. The coding region runs from base 1 to 432 and encodes 143 amino acids. The transcript is spliced from 4 exons. NCBI's taxonomy places the organism in Eukaryota, Metazoa, Nematoda, Chromadorea, Rhabditida, Ancylostomatidae. The record is from RefSeq and is a predicted model, not a curated record.